Messenger RNA from Colletotrichum truncatum, 168 nucleotides. RefSeq lists its product as uncharacterized. Lineage: Eukaryota; Fungi; Ascomycota; Sordariomycetes; Glomerellales; Glomerellaceae. The record is from RefSeq and is a predicted model, not a curated record.
AUGAGCAGGGGGGAUGGUAUGGUUACCCACACCAAGUCGGUGCACUCUCCGGCCAUAAAGAGGUUGUCCGAAUUCUCCUCGGCCGGCAUGCGGAUAUCAACGCCCAUUGCGGAGAGUGGGGCAAUGCUCUUGCGGCGGCUUCAUGGGCAGAACAAACAGAACUUGUGA